AUGUUGCUAUAGACUGCGGAACAGCUGAGAGCAUAUCAACACAGUAACAGAAUAGACGGUCGCUUUGAAAAAAAAAAGGCUUGAAAAAAUUGAAGAAUUGAUAUAGACAAAGGUGAAGAGAAGAACCUUAGAAAAGAAUCAGUGAGAACCUUGUCAGCCAAAACAGCUCUGUUUUAAACGAACGGAUUUAAGUUACAAGAAGAACAAAAAGAAAGCGCACAAUGGGCCGUAUCUUCCUUGACCACAUUGGAGGCACUCGUCUCUUCUCGUGCGCCAACUGUGACACAAUCCUGACCAAUCGCUCUGAGCUGAUCUCCACACGCUUUACAGGAGCCACGGGCCGUGCUUUCCUCUUCAACAAGGUGGUGAACCUGCAGUACAGCGAUGUGCAGGACAGGGUAAUGCUCACAGGGAGGCAUAUGGUGCGUGAUGUCAGUUGUAAAAACUGCAACAGUAAGCUGGGCUGGAUCUAUGAGUUUGCCACUGAGGACAGCCAACGCUACAAAGAGGGCCGUGUCAUCCUAGAGAGGGCAUUAGUAAGAGAGAGUGAGGGAUUUGAGGAACAUGUGCCGUCCGAUGCCUCUUGAAUCUCUCGUCUUUUAACUUUCUCUCUAAAUCUCUCUCUGUUACGCUGCGUAUCUCAGUCACUGCCGUGUCCGAACACGAUCUGAACAUCUGAACAACGUAUCUGCUUCUCACGAGCCAGCCUGGCCUUGCUUAGAGACUGCUAAUAAACAACACAACCGAUUCAGCAGCCCAUCCAUGGCUCUAUAAAGCAACAAAACCAUACUUGCAACACCUCUACAGAUCUGUAAAGCAUUAAAUCAGACCAGCUGACUCUAUAAACACAAUCACAGCCCCUCAGUCCAGCAGCCAUUGUGUAGAUCAGUAAAACAAAACAACAAAAACUGACAGCUGGUCAAAGUUAAUUCAAGUAUACUCUCGAAAUUUUUCUCGACUUUGUAGAUCUGGAUCUGAGCUAACUAUUAAUGAUUAAAGCAGGUAGCAGUUAUCUCUAUAAGAGAUGCAUUUGCUAGUUCAGCAGAAUGGAAUGUCAGUUUUUGCCAAGAUGCUGAUGUCUCUGAUUCCGUUUUUCUCAGAGCCUCUCCUAUUUCAGCCCUCAAAUAUAGAGAGUGACACAAGGGGAAAAUAGAGUGUCGGGGGUCCCUCACUAUUUAUACACUUUGUUUUGGAACUGGUUGUUAGUAAGAACCCUAUGUUAAUGAUAAACUCAGUCCAGCACCAUUUUAAUUAGCAUUAUUCUUUGUUUUUCUUGUUUUUAGUUGAGUGAUGUAUGUAUUUUUUUUCUUUUCCUAAGACAUGGUGAUAAAAAUAUGUUCAUUUGAUCUUAAUAAAGUGAAUGGUCUUGCUCAA
Hemibagrus wyckioides is the source of this 1374-nucleotide messenger RNA. RefSeq names its product yippee-like 5 (gene ypel5). The record is from RefSeq and is a predicted model, not a curated record. The transcript is spliced from 3 exons. Bases 222 to 587 code for a protein of 121 amino acids. NCBI's taxonomy places the organism in Eukaryota, Metazoa, Chordata, Actinopteri, Siluriformes, Bagridae.